ACCCCAGCGCCGGACUGCCAAACUGCUGUCAGCUGUGGAAGGACCCCUUCACUGCACUGCAAGACGAGCAGACACACGCAACGUCCAACCCGGAAGGCAGCAUGAACCGCUUUAAGAUCUCCAAAUUCAAAAACACCACUCCGAAAAUCGCCAAGAAGGAUGAAUGGAUCAAUAAUGUCCGUGCUGGAUCUUUUGCCUGCCAGGGGAACCACAUCAAGGCCAGCUCCAAGUUGGUGGCCUUUAACACCGAGCAGGCCGGGGGCGCCAUACUGGGCCUGUCAUCAGUGAAGCCUGCAGCAGAUGGCCAAUGGACGGUCACUAACAUCCCCUGUCAUUCCGAUUUGGUCACCGACUUGGACUUUUCUCCUUUCGACGAGUGUCUCCUGGCAACGUGCUCCGCGGAUAAAACGGUGAAGCUGUGGCGUUUAUGCAAUCCAGACCUGGAGCAGCCCACAGACCCGGAGCUCAUCCUCCAUCCCGGCCAGGGCAGGCUGGAGCUGGUGCUUUUCCACCCGACCUCUUCGGGUUUGCUGGCCGUUGGUUCCACCAAGGGUGCGCUUCUUUGGGACACAAACCGCCAGGAGGCUCCUUUAGCUGUUCUGGAGGAGCACGCUGACCAGCUGCAGAGUCUGAGCUGGAAACCGGACGGUUCCCUGCUGGCUUCCACAUGCAAGGACAAGAUGCUGCGAGUGUUUGACCCUAGGGCCCAGCUGAAACCAGUUCAGAGCGCCACCUGCCUUCAGAACAACAAAGAUUCCCGCACCUUGUGGGCCAAAGAUGACCUCCUGUUUACCACCGGCUUUGAUAGGAUGCGUAGCGGAGAGGUGAAGCUCUGGGACAGCAGGAAGUUGUCUUCUUCAUUGAGCUCCGUUACCAUUGGCCCAUCCAGUGGGACACUGAUUCCUCUCUUUGAUGGCGAUACUGGUCUGCUGGUGCUGGCUGCCAUGGGCUACACUGCGGCUGAUUGUUUCGAAGUAUCCACCUCGGAGCCCUUCCUCACUCAAGUAAGCCACUGUCUGACCGACUCGUCAACACGCGGCGUCGCCACGGUACCCAAGCUGGCGUUGGACGUCAUGUCUUGCGAAGUGAUGCGUGUGCUCCAGCUGACGGACAACUGCAUCAUACCCAUCAGCUAUCAAGUCCCUCGCAAGAGUUCAGGCCACGACUUCCACGCUGACCUUUACCCUGACACGGCGGGUGUGACCCCGGCAAUGACCGCUGAGGAGUGGUGGGAGGGAGGAAACAAGCAGGUGCAAAGAGUCAGCCUCCAUCCAGACAAACAGCCCAAAGCCAAGGCGACGGCAGCCAAUCAGAAGCCUGCAAAGAAGGACCUCAUCAGUGGGGACACCAAGGAGGGGACUCGUGGUUGUUCCACCUCUAGCAGUCCUCUGAGCUCCCCCAGCACCAGUGCCGCCGCAUCCCGCUCGCCGUCCUCCACCUCGGGCCUCUCCUCUGGCUUCCUCCCCUCACCAAGUCCCAGCCAGGGGGCCAAAGCUAUCCAGAACUUUCUGGGACUCAGCUCCAAGUUCCGUCACAUCCAGGGUGCAGUGGCACAUCGGGACACGCACAUCACCAACAUACGAGACCUCAACCUGACCACGCCGGGCGAGUGCGACGGCUUCUGUGUCAACCGCCAGCGCGCUGCUGUGCCCCUCGGCAUAUCCGGUGGACAGGUCGCCAUCUUCGAGCGCAAUCAGCCCGGAAAACUGCCCGACUCGUCCCUGCCCACCGUCCAGAACUCCGUCAACGUGGUCGACCUUUGCUGGGACCCUUUUGACGUGGACCGACUCGCCGUGGCUGGUGACGAUGCAAAGAUCCGAGUGUGGAAAAUACCACCCGGCGGCCUCAAAGAGACGCUGACCGAGCCCGAGCUCAUCUUGCAAGGUCACACGGAGAAAAUCUACUCCAUCAAGUUCCACCCUUUGGCCAGUGGCCUGCUGGUGUCUUCAUCCUAUGACCUCACCCUCAGACUGUGGAACAUGGAGGAUGGGGAGCAGGUGAAGCUCCUCACUGGACACCAGGAUCAGGUGUUCUGCAUGGCUUGGAGCCUGAAUGGCAAGCUGCUGGCGACCGUGUGCAAAGAUGGAAAAAUUCGCAUCUACGACCCCCGCAAGUCCACUGCACCCGUGCAGGAGGCUCCAGGUCCCGAGGGCCACAGAGGAGCUCGUGUGGUGUGGGUGUGUCAGGGCAAGUACCUGCUGGUGUCUGGAUUUGACAGCUGCAGUGAGAGAGUCCUCUACUUGUACUCCGCCGUCUCCUUGUCCUCUGGAGUGGUGGCAAGCGUCUCCUUAGACGUCUCCCCCUCAACGCUGAUCCCUUUUUACGACCCCGACACCAGUGUGGUCCUCCUCACUGGGAAAGGGGACACCAGGGUGGUGAUCUAUGAGGUCCUGCCUGAAGAGCCUUACUUCCUGGAGUGCUGCAGUUUUAACAGUCCUGAGCCGCAUAAGGGCUUGGCCUUCCUGCAAAAGUCUGAGUGCAACGUGCGUGAAGUGGAGAUAGCUGCAGCGCUGAUGCUGACCAAGACCUCCUUGGAGCCUGUGGUCUUCAAGGUGCCACGGGUCAAGAAAGAGUUUUUCCAGGAUGAUGUGUACCCAGACACGUCCGUGUGCUGGGAACCGGCACUGACCGCCUCGGCCUGGCUGGGCAACAUUGACGCAAAGCACAAAAAGAUCAGCCUCAGGCCUGCCGACAUGACGCCCGUGAGCGAAGCCCCCAAAGAGACCCCAGUGAGGAAGUACAUGCCCUCUUCUUUCUACCUGGAGGAGAAGACUGAUGAACAGAAGAAAGAGGAGCUCCUGGUUGCCAUGGUCGCCAAGCUGGGAAACAUGGACGACCCGCUACCGCAGGAGUCCUUCGAGGGGGUCGAUGAGGACGAGUGGGAUGAUUAAAAGUGAAGAGGGGCCCCAAUGUAAAGUCGUGUACGUGCUAACACCCACACACUGUAUCACUCCAAGGAAUCUGCACCAUUCAAAAUGGUCAUUGAAUCUCUCUGCUGUCUUUAUAUAAACCUUAUGGAUUGUUCACGUCUUAAAUGUGCAACAAAACAUUCAGGGAUAAAAAACAAAAACAACAACAAUAACUUCUUUGAAAUGUGCGGGUGCCACAUCAUUAGGUACACAAUCCAAGAUGUUUACUAUUCCGGAUGUGUCUUUAUUGUUAUACUGCUUGCUUUUUUCCUAACACUCUUAUUAUGUAAGCACAAUAUAUGAAACAUGUUUUUAUGUCAAGGAUACAACAGGGUUCAUAUUUGGCUGAACUGGAAUUUUUUUUUUUAUCGAAGGUAUUUCAAUUCUAUUGCUGUUGUAUUUGUACCAUUUAUAUAUUUUCUACAUUGGGGGAUCUUCAUUAACUGUAGUUUGGCUCGAGAGGACCUUUUUAACGGGACCACUUCUUUACUCAACAUUUAGUGUACUUUCUUUGUGGGAUCUUUUUUACAUGGGUGUUUCUUGAUAUGCAACCACACGGUAAAAUGACAGUGUUAGUACGAAACCCAAAACCAGUGAAUCGUGAAUAAAAACAGAAUGUAAUGAUUAGUAAAUCCUUUUCAACUUAUAUUCAAUUGAAUAGACUGCAAAGACAAGAUAUUUUUUUUCUGUAAAUAAUCAUUAACUUAGAAUUAAUGGCAGCAACACAUUGCAAAAAAGUUGGCACAGGGGCAUUUUUACCACUGUGUUACAUGGCCUUUCCUUUUAACAACACUCAGUAAACGUUUGGGAACUGAGGAGACCAAUUUUAGAAGCUUCUCAGGUGGAAUUAUUUCCCAUUCUUGCUUGAUGUACAGCUUAAGUUGUUCAACAGUCCGGGGGUCUCCGUUGUGGUAUUUUAGGCUUCAUAAUGCGCCACACAUUUUCAAUGGGAGACAGGUCUGGACUACAGGCAGGCCAGUCUAGUACCCGCACUCUUUUACUAUGAAGCCACGCCGUUGUAACACGUGCAGAAUGUGGCUUGGUAUUGUCUUGCUGAAAUAAGCAGGGGCGUCCAUGAUAACGUUGCUUGUAUGUAACCUGUAUGUACCUUUCAGCAUUAAUGGUGCCUUCACAGAUGUGUAAGUUACCCAUGCCUUGGGCACUAAUACACCCCCAUACCAUCACAGAUGCUGGCUUUUGAACUUUGCGCCUACAACAAUCCGGAUGGUUCUUUUCCUCUUUGGUCCAGAAAACACGACGUCCACAGUUUCCAAAAACAAUUUGAAAUGUGGACUUGUCAGACCACAGAACACUUUUCCACUUUGCAUCAGUCCAUCUUAGUUGAGCUCGGGCCAAGCGAAGCGUUUCUGGGUGUUGUUGAUAAAUGGCUUUUGGAAUGUGGACUCGUCAUCCUUGUUUGUGAAUGACUGAGCAUUUCAUGGAAGCUGCUUUUAUACCCAAUCAUGGCACCCACCUGUUCCCAAUCAGCCUGUUCACCUGUGGGGUGUUCCAAAUAAGUGUUUGCUCAACUUUCUCAGUCUUUUUUGGCCACUUGUGCCAGCUUUUUUUGAAACAUGUUGCAGGCGUCAAAUUCCAAAUGAGCUAGUAUUUGCAAAAAAAUAACAACGUUUCUCAUUUCGAACGUUAAAUAUCUUGUCUUUGCAGUCUAUUCAAUUGAAUGUAGGUUGAAAAGGAUUUGCAAAUCAUUGUAUUCUGUUUUUAUUUACCAUUUACACAACGUGCCAACUGCACUGGUUUGGGGUUUUGUAAAAUACAAUGAAGCCAUGACAAAUUACGCAUCUUAUAACCUCUGAUGGACUGAAUUAAAGCCAGCUGUUCAGUCAUAUGCAUGUGAACUGCAGGUGUCCUCGGUGUUUGUGCAAUGAUUUUGCUGUAAGGUUCAAUGUAUUUACUUGUGCUACCCAAAUGCCACACUUAAUCAUGUAUGGAUAUUAACAGGAAAAUAUGAAUAGGUGUAAGAUAUGUUUUUUCCUACAUUGACUUACAUUAAACACAUUUUGACCAAUUUUA
Molecule: messenger RNA, 4940 nt
Organism: Nerophis lumbriciformis (worm pipefish)
Lineage: Eukaryota; Metazoa; Chordata; Actinopteri; Syngnathiformes; Syngnathidae
Gene: coro7
Product: coronin 7
Molecular function (GO): protein binding
Source: RefSeq, a predicted model, not a curated record